Messenger RNA from Dothidotthia symphoricarpi CBS 119687, 677 nucleotides. Its product is annotated as phosphatidylethanolamine N-methyltransferase. The coding region runs from base 84 to 677 and encodes 197 amino acids. Gene Ontology annotation, molecular function: S-adenosylmethionine-dependent methyltransferase activity. NCBI's taxonomy places the organism in Eukaryota, Fungi, Ascomycota, Dothideomycetes, Pleosporales, Dothidotthiaceae. The record is from RefSeq and is a predicted model, not a curated record. The transcript has 5 exons. Gene Ontology annotation, biological process: phosphatidylcholine biosynthetic process.
CCACACAAUAUCGUGACCUCUCACUUCUUCCCCACCGGUCUGACACUUUGCUUUGCGAACUGGAAGGACGAUACUUUGCGAUCAUGUCGAGCUACAUAGACUUCAGCCAGCCUAGCUUAUGGAUUUCCAUAGCUAGCAUCGUGUUCAAUCCUACGUUUUGGAAUAUUGCUGCACAGCGAGAAUACCACCACAAAACCAUAACCAAGCUCUUCAACAACAACCCCCGCCACGGCUGCUACGCCCUAGCAAUAACCAUCUUCUCCCUCGGCAUCUUACGCGACUACCUCUACUCAACCGCCCUCUCCACCCAACCCCCCCACCCCACCCUCCUAACCCCAUUGAUAAAAUACUCCGCCCUCCCCCUCUUCCUCACCGGCAACACCCUAGUCCUCUCCUCCAUGUACGCGCUCGGCGUCACAGGCACAUAUCUAGGCGACUACUUCGGCAUCCUGAUGGACGCGCCGGUGACGAGCUUCCCGUUCAACGUGUCCGACGCACCGAUGUAUCAUGGUUCGACGAUGAGCUUCUUGGCUACGGCGCUGUGGUAUGGGAAGCCGGCUGGUGUGCUGGUUACCGGGGUGGUGGCGGCGUGUUAUGCGGUUGCGAGGAGGUGGGAGGAUCCGUUUACGGGGAGGAUUUAUGCGAGGAGGGAGGAGGGGAGGGGGAAGAAGAUGUGA